AUGAAUUCAAUCCCAAACUCCUUCAAGAACCACAUUCCACUGGACUUCAAGAAUGUACACACCAUACCCAAUUCCCAUGAAUGGACCCUACCCAACGACCACACGGUUGCCGAACCACAAACAUUCGGAUCCAUGCCCAUCAUAAACCUCUCUGACCCAAAUGCAAAAUCGCUCAUACGACACGCGUGUGAGAAAUGGGGUGUGUUCCAAGUCAUUAACCAUGGCGUUCCCUUGAACCUCCUGAAUGAAGUUGAACUUCUAACUCAUAGAUUAUUUUCCUUACCAACUCACCGGAAAAUCUGCGCUCUCCGGUCACCGGACGGCAUCACGGGCUACGGGCUGCCUCAAAUUUCAAGUUUCUUUCCAAAGCUCAUGUGGACUGAAGGUUUCACAAUGGUGGGGUCUCCGGUGGAACAUGCCACCCUACUUUGGCCACAUCAACCCAACGAGCAAACUAAUUUCUGUACUGUAAUGGAGGAGUACCAGAAAGAGAUGAAGAAAUCGACUGAAAGGUUGGUGGAGCUGAUGCUUGGAUCACUGGGCUUAACCUCAAAAGAUAUCGAGUGGUUGAAGCCCAAAACGGGAUGUAACAAGGCCCAGAGUCUUCUUCAUCUGAACUCAUACCCAGCUUGUCCAGAGCCAGACCGAGCCAUGGGCUUAGGCCCACACACUGACUCAUCAGUUGUCACGGUUGUGUACCAAAGCACUUGCAAUGGUUUACAAGUCCAUGGAGAUGGCAUUGGGUGGAUGGCGGUCCAGCCCAUUCCCGGUGCACUUGUGGUCAAUGUUGGUGACUUGAUGCACAUACUCUCCAAUGGCCAAUUCAAAAGCCCUCUUCAUCGAGCGGUUGUAAACAAGACACGUCAUCGAAUCUCAGUUGCAUACUUCUAUGGCCCACCAAAAGAUGUGAAGAUAUCACCGUUGACCGAUCAUGAUCAUCCACCACUCUAUUCCCCAGUGACUUGGAAAGAAUACCUUGGUGCCAAAUCAAUGCAUUUUAACAAUGCACUUGAGCUUAUUAAGAAUAAUAAGAAUAGGAAUGGAGUAAUAUCCUCAAAGUGA
Messenger RNA from Gastrolobium bilobum, 1062 nucleotides. RefSeq names its product gibberellin 3-beta-dioxygenase 3-like. The record is from RefSeq and is a predicted model, not a curated record. The transcript has 2 exons. NCBI's taxonomy places the organism in Eukaryota, Viridiplantae, Streptophyta, Magnoliopsida, Fabales, Fabaceae. Bases 1 to 1062 code for a protein of 353 amino acids. Gene Ontology annotation, molecular function: gibberellin 3-beta-dioxygenase activity. Gene Ontology annotation, biological process: response to light stimulus; gibberellin biosynthetic process.